AUGACCGAAUCAAGAGAUGCAGGGCCAAGCAAAGAUGGUUCCGAAAUCAAUGCGACCAAGAACAAGACGCCUGCGAAACACAAGGCUUCUUCUGCAGCCAGUCCAGAGACGUCAUCGAAGAACUCCAAGAGGCGUAGAAAAGUGAAUCACGCAUGCAUUUACUGCAGACGCUCGCACAUGACCUGCGACCUCCCAAGAGAAAGUGUAAAGAAGUCCAAGUCAGAACGAGAGGGUUCCAAUGGACAUGGUGACGGCACACAAAACGAAGCCAUGGCCAACGACAGUUCUUCAACGCUCAUCAGCCAGCAAACGACUGCACCAGAUACAGGGCUCGAUCUAGCGCCUCCUCCUCGGAGUGCUAAUAAAGCUAGCAGCACAGCGUCAGUCACCCAGGUCGACUCCGUAUCCGCGCCACAGCUACCUUCUCUCACCUCUGCUGCUCAGCCCCUAAUGAACUACGACGACAUGUUCUCUUCUCAAAAUAACUUUUCGGAUAUGCAUCAAUUCCACCCGUCAUAUAUGUUCAAUACCGCCGAGGUUGGUAACGAGUAUAAUCUUCUCAACGAUUUUCUCAACAACAGUCUCAUGGAUGACAAUACCUUCUAUGGAGGCGGAGAUCUCCACACAUUGUUCACCGAUGCUUCUCUUUUAAACCCGAUGGGAACGCUGACGGACAAUACCGCCUUCAAUCCUAAUGCGCCCAGGAAUUCCCAAUUAUUACCACCGCCUGCUCAGCCUACUUCCGACAAUGCCAUCAGACGUCCACAAAGCCGUCUACCUAUCGACAAGGCACGAGAGAGAUAUUUGAUGACAGCCGCCGAUCCUGCCGGUGCAAGCUCCGACAGCCCGGAAGAGCGCAUGAACAAGCUGCUGAAAGCGAAGAUGGAUGCAGGAUUGCUGAAACCAUUUAAUUAUGUCAAAGGAUACGCUCGGUUGAAUCAGUACAUGGAGCAGAAUUUGCAACAAAUCUCACGCGUUCGAGUGCUACGACAGCUGGACAGGUUCCGCCCUAAAUUCCGCGAACGAAUGCAAAAGCUGACCGACGUGGAUUUGGUGCGCAUCGAAAUGUGGUUUGACAAGAGCUUGAUGGAGUAUGAUCGGGUUUUUGCCAGCAUGGCUAUUCCGGCAUGCUGUUGGCGAAGAACUGGCGAGAUCUACAGAGGCAACAAAGAAAUGGCUCGACUGAUUCAUGCACCCAUCUCGAAGCUCAGAGACGGUAAUAUUGCGUUACAUGAGAUUAUCGCGGAGCCUUCGCUGGUGUCCUACUGGGAAAAGUUUGGUGCUAUUGCCUUCGAUCACACCCAAAAGGCAAUCUUGACAAGCUGCUCGUUGAAGAAUCCAGAUCCAAACUCCAAGGAUCCAGAAAUUCGAUGCUGCUUCUCGUUUACUGUCAAGCGGGAUAUGUGGAAUAUACCGGCGUUGAUCGUAGGUAACUUCCUACCCAUUACCGAGGCGACUUCUGGCUCAUUGCCGGCCUCAUAG
This is a messenger RNA of Plenodomus lingam JN3, 1482 nucleotides long. NCBI's taxonomy places the organism in Eukaryota, Fungi, Ascomycota, Dothideomycetes, Pleosporales, Leptosphaeriaceae. The record is from RefSeq and is a predicted model, not a curated record.